Messenger RNA from Cucurbita pepo subsp. pepo (vegetable marrow), 2604 nucleotides. RefSeq lists its product as uncharacterized. Lineage: Eukaryota; Viridiplantae; Streptophyta; Magnoliopsida; Cucurbitales; Cucurbitaceae. The record is from RefSeq and is a predicted model, not a curated record.
CGGUCAUACACCCUCAUACUGACCCAAUAUGAAAUGGUAAAGACCUAUCUAGGAUAAAAGCAUGUAAAAGGGGUUUGGAACGGGCAUGCAACCAUGGACAAGCAAGACUGGGACAUCUGUCAUGCGGCGAUUGACAACACGCCUUGGACAUGCAUGACCGUGACACUGUGCAACCUUUUAGUCCCACAAAUGAAAUCAACCGGACGCCUGUUUGCUUAGCACAAAAUACGAUGAAAAGCUUCGCAUUGCAGACUGGAUCCCACAAUGGCCAUUUCUUCCUUCCGCAGGGACUCUUGAAGCAGUAAAGAGGAUGUGUCCAAAGCAAGCCAUGCUAAUUGGAAUGGGUCAUGAGUUUGAUCGCCACCACAUGAAUAAUGAGUUCCUUGAUGAAUGGUCUUAAAGUUACAAAAUUUACAUUCUGUUCCUAAAAAAGGAACCAAUCAACUUAUAAAGAUUCAUUCAAUGAUUGUCCUGCACAUGGCUGUCAAGUUAUAGAGGAAGAAAUUCCAGUGCAGCUUGCUCAUGAUGAUCCUAGAAUCUCCACACACCUAUGAUGAGGAAAAGGUAUAUCAAUAGCACAUUGAAGAGACCAGGGAAAAUAUAAGAAGGAUGUACCAGAAGCAGUGUACUGCGAUGGAGAAGUUAGAGAGAAAAGCCUUAUUGAUGGAAAAAGAAGAAGGAACACCCGUGAUUGGUUGCCAACCCUUCUUCAAAAGUAAUAAACCGACAAUGCAGAGGAGAUUUAAAGCCAAGAAAUCAAAGAACAAAAAAUGGAUCACUGACGGGUAUAAUUUCUCCGAGUAAACUGAGGAUGAAACUCAUGGCACCUCAUCAUAAAAAGAAGGAUGGAUCAAACAGCAACUCUUCAAGAACUUCUCCUUCCAAACUUGAGGACACUGAGUUUGUCAGAAAUAGUUUAUUAUUGGCCACAGAAAAUGGUGGCUUUGAAGAGGAAGAAACAUGUCAUGCAGUGACAUCUUCCUGCUUCGAAGUUCUCUCUGAAAAGGUUUUGAAUCAGGCAGUUUCAGACUCAAAACAAAGUGAUCGGUCUCCAAGUCUGCCAAAGGAGUUUCUCUCCGAAUCUGAUCGAAAUAGAAUGCAGGAAUGCCUGAAAGGUGAUAGUUGUAAUUCAAGCACAAUUAACCCUCCAAAAUCAUUAGAAGAUGAAAAUCUGGAUUAUGACAGUAAUGCAAGUUCAUCUAGUUUUGAGUUUCAUAAAGGAGAGAGGUCUGCACAAAGCUCCAUUUCAAGGUCCCACUUGAGACCGAUGCCAUCGAAGUGGAACGAUGCAGAGAAAUGGAUAAUGAUUCGUCAAAACAAUGGUCAGGCUGCCAAUUAUUCUAAGAAGAAUGUUGCACAAAACCAUGGAUAUAGAAUGAUGGCCGCAAAUAUGGUGAGGGUUGCUCCAGAAUCUGCAAACUCCCGGCUUCGGUCAUCAAUUGGUAACGUCGUGGAUGCAAACCAUGUUGAUUUUUGUCAGCCUGAGAAGUUCUCUUUUGUGCCUGCUGGAGCAUAUUCUUUUGCAGAUGAUGAGUUGAUUGACCCAUGUUCUCAAAUUAAUGACUUGAAGGAAGUGGAUCACAGGCCAUCCUCAAAAGCUAGUAAAGAGGAUUCGACAGGCUUCCCUGCAAUAAGAGCAGUUUCAAUGAGAGAUAUGGGAACAGAAAUGACCCCAGUUCCUAGCCAAGAGCCUUCAAGAACAGCCACCCCUGUCGGAGCGUCUCCGCUUCGCACCCCAAUUUCUUCAACCCCCUCCACACCACGGAGAGAUGCACCUGCUCCCACUUCUACAGAGCAAUCUGCGUUCCAGUUGCAACAAUUCACAGAAAAUGGCCAUAAGGAACUGUCAAAAGAUGAAAUGAAGCUCAAAACAAGGAGAGAGAUUCUAGCCCUUGGUAUGCAGCUUGGCAAGUCAAAUAUUGCAGCCUGGGCAAGUAAGGAUGAGAAGGAAAAGAACAGACAGAAUGUUGAAACUGCUGACAAGGAGGCACUCAAGCGAGCGGAGUUCGAAAAACGUGCAGCUGUGUGGGAGGAAGUCAAAAAGUCUAAACAUAUGGCAAGAUAUAGACGCGAAGAGAUCCAAAUCGAAGCAUGGGAAAACCAGCAGAAAACGAAGCUCGAAGCCGAGAUGCGGAGGGUAGAGGCCCAAGUUGAGCAAAUGAGAGCUGAAGCUGAAGUGAGUAUGAUUAAGAAGAUUGCUAUGACAAAGCAAAAGUCGGAAGAAAAACGGGCAGCGGCCGAGUGUCGAAAGAAGCGUGAGGCAGAAAGAGCAUCUGCACAGGCUGAGUACAUUCGGCAGACAGGACGAAUGCCAUCCUCCCCUUACAUUUGUUGUGGUUGGCUGUGAUGAAACCAAAACUCCCAUGAAAAAUGAAGAGAACAAUGAAUUGGGGGCCUAACAAUGCUCAACUUGCAUCUAUCAAGCAGCUUCAUUUACAUUUAGUUCCCAGAAGAGAAUUUUGCAGUUAAUGAACUAACUCCUUACCUCAGAGUGUUCAUAUCGAAUAAACAGAUAGCUAUGAAAAAUUCACGAUUCGAACUCUUAAAAUGUUUUGAUUGUAACAAGUUUUUUGAAGCUACUUUUAGUACACUUGCCUGAUUGUG